Messenger RNA from Phytophthora infestans T30-4, 249 nucleotides. RefSeq lists its product as uncharacterized. Lineage: Eukaryota; Oomycota; Peronosporomycetes; Peronosporales; Peronosporaceae. The record is from RefSeq and is a predicted model, not a curated record. The transcript has a single exon. The coding region runs from base 1 to 249 and encodes 82 amino acids.
AUGCUGUCGAUGCGACCCGAUCGCUGGCCCCGAAGAAGGAACACGCCGCGUUUUCUCCGCCGCAAGAGGCCCAACUUCUUCGUAGGAUUCCGUGUCACUUCACCCGACCUCAUGACGCAGGUCGAACAGCUUCGGGCUGCGAUACGCGACGCUUGUCCUGCAGCUGCGCCGUGCCUCAUCGACCCCAGGACGCUGCACGUCACGCUCUGUGUGCUGCGUCUUCCGGGAAAUGCAGGUGUCAUUUACUGA